This is a messenger RNA of Lodderomyces pseudojiufengensis, 1245 nucleotides long. RefSeq names its product aspartate transaminase (gene AAT21). Gene Ontology annotation, biological process: L-aspartate biosynthetic process. Bases 1 to 1245 code for a protein of 414 amino acids. NCBI's taxonomy places the organism in Eukaryota, Fungi, Ascomycota, Pichiomycetes, Serinales, Debaryomycetaceae. The transcript has a single exon. Gene Ontology annotation, molecular function: pyridoxal phosphate binding; L-aspartate:2-oxoglutarate transaminase activity. The record is from RefSeq and is a predicted model, not a curated record. Gene Ontology annotation, cellular component: cytosol.
AUGGCUGAAGUUUUCACAAAUUUAACUGAAUUACCACCAGAUCCAUUAUUUGGUUUAAAAGCAAGGUAUACAAAAGAUUCACGUUCAGAUAAAGUUGAUUUAGGUAUAGGAGCUUAUAGAGAUAAUAAUGGUAAACCUUGGGUAUUACCAGCAGUUAAAUUAGCAGAAAAAAAAUUACAAAAUGAUCCAAAUUAUAAUCAUGAAUAUUUAUCAAUAACAGGAUUAGAACCAUUUUUAAAUUCUGCUGCAAAAGUUUUAUUAGGAGAAAAUUCACCAGCUAUAAAAGAGAACCGAAUUAUUAGUCAACAAAGUUUAUCAGGAACAGGUGCAUUACAUUUAGCUGGUGUUUUUUUAAAAAAAUUUUAUAAUAAAUCAAAAGAUAUUUAUAUAUCUUCACCAACUUGGGCAAAUCAUAAACAAGUUUUUGAAACUUUAGGAUUAAAUGUUAAAACUUAUCCAUAUUGGAAUAAUUCAACAAAAUCAUUAGAUUUAAAAGGUUUUUUAAAUACUAUAAAUAAUGCUAAUCCAGGUUCAAUUUUUCUUUUACAUGCUUGUGCUCAUAAUCCAACAGGAUUAGAUCCAACAGAAACUCAAUGGAAUGAAAUUUUAAAAGCAUUAGAAUCAAAAAAACAUAUUAUAUUAUUUGAUUCUGCUUAUCAAGGUUUUGCAAGUGGUGAUUUAGAAAAAGAUGCUUACCCUAUUAGAAAAGCAAUAAAUGAAAAAAUUAUAUCAUCACCAAUAAUAAUAUGUCAAUCAUUUGCAAAAAAUGUUGGAAUGUAUGGUGAAAGAGCAGGAGCAAUUCAUAUUAUAUUACCAACAACAGAUUCAAAAUUAAAUAAUGCAAUAAAAUCUCAAUUAAAUUUAAUUAUAAGAUGUGAAAUUUCAAAUCCUCCUUCUUAUGGUGCAAAAAUUGUAAGUACUAUAUUAAAUGAUUCUGAAUUAUAUAAACAAUGGAAAAAAGAUCUUAUAACAAUGUCAAGUAGAAUUAUAAAAAUGAGACAUGAAUUAAGAAAAAAAUUGGAACAAUUGGGAACUCCUGGAACUUGGAAUCAUAUUACUGAUCAAACUGGUAUGUUUUCUUUUACUGGUUUAACUCCUGAACAAGUUGAAAGAUUAGAGAAAAAACAUGGAAUUUAUUUAGUUAGUAGUGGUAGAGCUUCAGUUGCUGGAUUAAAUGAACAUAAUGUUGAUAAAGUUGCAAAAGCUAUUGAUGAAGUUGUUAGAAAUGUGAAAUCUAAGCUUUAA